Schistosoma turkestanicum is the source of this 1254-nucleotide messenger RNA. NCBI's taxonomy places the organism in Eukaryota, Metazoa, Platyhelminthes, Trematoda, Strigeidida, Schistosomatidae. The record is from the annotation of a GenBank genome assembly.
AUGUCUUUCGCAUUUUCUUUCGACUGCGAAGAGGAUGUUUAUCAAUUUGCUUACUGUUAUCCAUAUACUUAUAGCAGACUGCAAACAUACUUAGGGAUACUAGAGAGUAAACAUUAUGCACAUUUGAAGAGAGAACUCUUGGGUCUGACAAUACAACAAAGACGUUUAGAUCUUAUAACAAUUACUCAUCCUAAUAACCUAAAUAAAACGGCUGACAGAAAACGUGUGAUAUUUGUGACUGCUCGUGUUCAUCCUGGUGAGACCCCAUCAUCUUAUGUUUGUCAAGGGUUUAUUGAUUUCAUGGUUAGCAAUCAUUCAAUAGCUCAACAAUUGCGUGAACGAUUAAUUUUUAAAAUUGUUCCAAUGUUAAAUCCGGAUGGUGUCUAUUUAGGAAAUUAUAGAUCAUCCUUAAUGGGAUAUGAUUUAAAUAGGCAAUGGCAGUCUCCAUCCUUAUGGGCACAUCCUACUAUUUAUGCUACAAAACAACUGUUAAUGAAUUUGGACAAUAAUGCAUUCGUCGAUGUGAAUUUCUUUAUUGAUAUACAUGCACAUUCUACGCUAAUGAAUGGAUUUAUGUAUGGAAAUAUAUAUGAAGAUGAAAAACGAGCCAAGAGACAAGCUCGAUUUCCAAGUUUGUUAAGUCAGUUUGCUGAAGAUUUUAGCCUACCUCAGACAAAUUUCAAUAGGGAUACUUUGAAAGCUGGAACUGGUCGACGCACGUUGGGUGGUAUUCUGGAUGAUCAUACUAUUUGUUAUACAUUGGAGGUUUCAUUUUACAGUUAUACAAAUAUGUUAACCAAUGAAAUGAUUCCAUAUACCGAAGAAAAGUAUGCUCGACUAGGCAGAAAUUUAGCUAGAACAUUUUAUGAAUAUUAUUCAAGUGAAGGUCUUUUUUGUAGAACGUCAUCAUCUAGAAGCAAUUCCAUUCAUUCAUCUGAUAAUAUUUCAGCACCAAGCUAUUCCCAUCUCAAUAAUCAUAAUUUAUCAAAUACAAAACAAUCUAUUAUCAAUUUAGAGGAGGAUAACCAUAGUCAACAUCACCAGAAUACUAACUCAAAUACUUAUGCAAUAAAUGAAGAAUUAAUUGUUCUACCCAAUUCAUCUAGACACCGUUUAGAAGAUAGAUUGAAAUAUGAUUAUUAUCAGUUAAAGCGAUUAAAUCAAACGUUGAGUUCGUUAAGUAAUUGUACGAUUUCGGAUUCAUUUCAAAGGAAUCGACUCUCAUUUAGAUCAACAUCAAAAGAUGAAAGCUGA